CCCGCCCCCCCCCCGGCGUGGCCCCGGCACUGCCCCGAGGCGGGCGGGCGGGCGCCGCGGCGGCCGGGGGUCACCAUGGGCAGCAAGAUGGCGGCUGCCACCAGGGUCGUUCAGGUAGUCAAGCCACAUACUCCCUUAAUAAAAUUCCCAGACAGAAAAAGUAUCCCGAAACCUAAAAUACAGGAAUCCUUACAAGCAAGUGUGCCAUCCCACCAUGCUUCAAAAGCACAGGAGUCUGUAGGAGGCAGAUCACCGGCCUUUCAAAGUAUUUCGCCUGUUAGUAGGGUACAAGGUGCACCAGACACUUCUGAAUUAGCAAGAACCUUACCUCAGAAAUACAGAAGGAAACUUAUGUCAGAGGAAGAGAUUGAAUAUAUUCAACGUGGAGGUCCCGAAUAAGUACGAAGAUCGUUUGUUCACCACUGUUGAAGAACGAAGUAUUGUCUUCACCAAAAAAGCAUUUCCUUAAUGUUAUAAAUGAUUAUAUACUAAUAGCUUUAAUAAAGACCCUGGAUGAAGGGUGAAAA
This is a messenger RNA of Rhea pennata, 527 nucleotides long. RefSeq names its product alpha-ketoglutarate dehydrogenase subunit 4 (gene KGD4). Gene Ontology annotation, biological process: 2-oxoglutarate metabolic process. Gene Ontology annotation, molecular function: oxoglutarate dehydrogenase (succinyl-transferring) activity. NCBI's taxonomy places the organism in Eukaryota, Metazoa, Chordata, Aves, Rheiformes, Rheidae. The coding region runs from base 76 to 399 and encodes 107 amino acids. The record is from RefSeq and is a predicted model, not a curated record. The transcript has 4 exons.